UCAGCUUCUGCCAGAUUUGGCUACCCACUACCACCACCAGAUGACUGUCAGUGCGCAUUUCCAAUUGGCAGGAGAGAGAGAGAGAAGUAAACCGAGGAGACCGAUCGGGGAAGAGUAUGAGAGAGUGAAGCGGGAGUGAGUGUGUUACAGAGGGAACACAGUGAGAGACUCCAGCGGAGGGGCGAGAGGUAACUUCACGGAGGUUAUCACUGCGCACUGUCGAGGAGGAGUGAUCGCUUUUUUCGUGCGGCAUGCUGAAGCAGGUUACAAAGUGGACUCUGGAUGAACCUACUGAUUGAAAUGCCCGAUUCUCUAAUGGACUGCUGGAGAACACAGUGAGGCAAGAGCUGUGCCACAGUGGCAACGAACGGACACUGGGAAAGAAGCUGAUGCAGAAGGGAAAGUUAUCAACUGUGGAGAUGUAUUGUUAACUGCGAGUUUACUGACUGUUCGGACCAUUCUGAGUCAUUUCUUUAAACUGGAUGUUAUUAUAGAAGAAUCUCCGGUUAUCCUCAUCCCGGUGCCGCGGUGGACCAUAACCAGCUCAGUCGCAUAGACAGAGCAAGACUCUUCCCACAGAAAAACAAUCAGCGGCCAGAACAACUAAAAUGUCUUCGUUAUACCUCAUCUUUUGCCUUAUGGUCACAGCAGCCACCCAAGCAGCCUACUUCUCCCAGCAGCCCCAGGACCAGGUGGUUGUAUCCGGUCAAUCAGUGACUCUGCCUUGUGUCAUUGUGGGUUACCGGGGAAUGGUACAGUGGACCAAAGAUGGCCUGGCACUGGGUGGAGAGAGAGACCUACCAGGCUGGACACGCUAUUCCUUAAUGGGCGACCCGCUAUCAGGCGAGCACAGCUUGCUGAUCGAUUCAGCAGAGUUGGCGGAUGACGCGGUGUAUGAGUGUCAGGCUACACAGGCAGCGCUGCGCUCCCACCGUGCCAAGCUCACUGUACUAGUUCCUCCUUCUGACCCUGUGGUGGAAGGCGGCCCUGUUGUACGUCUCAAGGCCCACACACCACACAACCUCACCUGCAGAGCCUCAGGAGCCAAACCUGCUGCUGAAAUCACGUGGUACAGAGAUGGAGAAGUCAUGGAAACUGCAAUUUAUUCCAAGUCACUAAUGGAGGAUAGGAAGAGGGAAGCGGCUGUCAGUAUGCUUCCAAUCAUCCCAGAGGACAGUGACUCCGGACGCACCUACACCUGCAGGGUUCUUAACCCAGCUGCCCCUGCUGGACGACAGACAUCAGUCACUAUCAAUGUCCAGCACCCUCCGUCAGUGACUCUCUCAGUCCAGCCUCAGACUGUAACAGAAGGAGCCAAGGUUCUCUUCAUCUGCUCUGCCUCAGCCAAUCCUGAAAUCACUGGAUACAGGUGGUCGAAAGGAGGAGUUCCCAUCUCUGAAGCAAACGGAGACAGCCUUGAGGUGACAGUGGACUUCUCUUACUUCACAGAUCCUGUCUCCUGUGAGGUGUCCAACUCUGUGGGCAGCACUAAUGUCAGCACUCUGGUCGAUGUCCAGUUUGGCCCCAGACUGCUGUCAGAGCCUAAGCCCAUGACAGUGGAUAUAGGGAUGGAUGCAGCCUUUACUUGCGCAUGGACUGGAAACCCUCCUCUGACCCUGGCCUGGACCAAGCAAGGCUCCAGUGUGGUGCUCAGUAACGGUAACACCUUGCAGCUGAAGGCUGUUACUCAGGAGGAUGCUGGCACAUACACCUGCAAGGCCAUUGUACCCCGUAUUGGAGUUGCAGAAAGAGAUGUCACUCUGACUGUAAAUGGUCCACCGAUCAUCACAGCAGAUGCCACGCAGCACGCCGUCAAACACUCCAAGGGCAAGCUGGAGUGCCGGGUGGGAAGCAGCCCCCCACCUGAUAAGAUUGUGUGGACCUUUGGGGACACGAGCCUGUCCUCUGGCUCCUCCGGUCGUUACUCUGUGCAGACAGUAACCAGUGACCACGGAGUCAUAUCCUCUCUGGUGCUAUCUGAGACUCUGGCACAAGAUUUCCAGCUGCGCUACAACUGCACUGCUUGGAACCGCUUUGGCACAGGCACGGCCCUGGUUACUCUGAAGGAGCAAGAAGCACUGCCUAUGUUGAUCAUUGUGGGUGGAGCAGUAGGUGGGGGCUGUGUCCUGCUCAUCUGUGUCAUCACUCUGGUCUCCCUCUGUUGCAGGCACACAGGCAAAGGUGAGCUCAACGGUAAAAGAUGCACUCGUCUUUCCAAGAGUGACAUCAGAGUUCAGAUUGUUCACAGUGAUCACAAUGCUACACGAGGCAAUGAUGAUGAAGAAGAUGUCAAAGAACCUAUGGCUCCGAACAGCAGCGAGUCUCCCGGGACAUCGCGCACAGAACACAGCGACCUCCUGGAAGAGGAGGAGGACGAAAGAUCGGACAUCAAGGAUCCUACCAAUGGCUACUACAAUGUUCGUGGCCAUGAUGAUCGUCAUAUUCGCAGCAGUGGAUUUUCCGAAUACGUGCCCAAUUCUCGGCCAGUCUACACUCCAUCGCAGCUGCCCUCCCCCAGCCCUGUAUAUGGUCAGCAUGGCACCCAGCCUCGUGUCUAUGACUUCUCCCACCGAUACGCAACCACCACAGUGAGCAGAACCUCAUAUGAACAGCAGCAGGCUGCCCAGCAGCAACCUGCCCAGACAGGCAACAUUUAUCCCACUGACCCCCUCUACAGUGGCACUGCUUACCUACCUGCUAAUUAUGGCCAUGCCUUCACCAGCUACGUUAAGCCUGCUUCCUAUGAGAAGGUGGAUGCGUAUGACCAAUCAGAUCAGGCCAGCAAGGUGUCAAGCUCAUCUCGCUUCUCUUAUGCCUCAUCACAAGUGUCCUCCCAGCAGUCUGACUAUGGCCGGCCCUCGCAACGUAUGCAGACUCAUGUCUGAUUGGGCAAAAAAAUAGGGGGAAAAAAAAAAAAAAAAAAAAAGAGUACAGAAGCAUUGAGUAGAUAACUAUUGUCACCACGUGUGGGUGGACUAACAUGAACUUUCUUUACUCAGACAGUCCUGCAAGGAUUUGUUAGGACAACAUAAGAAGGGAGGCAUGAUUUAGGUUAUGGAUAACCAACCUACCAACCAACCUGUGAUGGAUGGCAGCAUCUACAAUAAUGUUAACAGUAGAGCUCCUGAGUUGGAAAAUUCAGCCGAUUGUGAUGUUCAAGACAAGCAUAUGAUGAACAUUACAGUGCGAUACCUCACUAGGUUAUCUCUACACGAUGACCGCCCAAAUUUGUGGAGAUGUUCUGGGCCAACUAGAAAAGAAAUUGAACGCAUCUCUUAAAUUUGGGUGGCCAAAAUGACUGGGGUAGCUGUUUACCUGCAUUCCAGAGUUUACUUUGUGUCAACAAUAAUUGUAAACAUGACCUCUAAAAUACUUUGAAAGAAGACAUCACAAGCUCAGACAUACAGUAUUCAAGGAGAGGGGAAAAAAAGGUGACCAACCUUUGUUGUCUGUCAUUUUGAUGUUUCGUUGGCAUGCGAAAGGAAUUGUAAGCACAUUUGUGUCUCUAUCAUUAACAAAUUACUGAGCUACCCACAGAGACAGACAUGAACUAUUCUGCACAACAGGCUAGCUGCACUGACCAACAAGUGCUACAGGCACUCUAUUGUAAGAAGAGUCUAAUCAACAGUGGAAUACAUCUGGACUGAACUGUAUUUCUGGAGCCUCUGAUAACAUGAUGGACACAGAAGUGUUGCCUGCCAGUGAAAAAAAGGAGACAUGAAGAGAAUGUGCAUAUUGCCUUCAUUUUAAUGGAGGACUAUGUUAACUGUAUGUUGAAAUGGACAAGUUAAGGCAGUGAAAACCCAAAGAUGGUAAUACCUGUAUAGAUAAAAUAGGGGCUGAACUGUUGAUCAACCCCCGGCAUUGUUUUCUGCUGUGCUUUCUGAUUGUAAAAUCAAGAGUUGGAUCUUACUAGAACAAUCAAAAGUGAUGAUUUUUGAAAAUGUUGGCAAUCUUGAACUUGAAAUAAACUUGAAUGCAGCGUCAAUUUCGGCAGGCUUAGGUGGGGUAAGAUGUGCGAGGCGGUCCUGACGGGGACCACCUGCUCUCAAGUUUUACAUCUCAACUCAAUCAAAUCGUCUCAAUAUGUUUACAAGAAACAGUACUACCCUGAAACUGAGUAUCUGUACAAAUGGCUGAGUCCAUACUUUCUCUCUGUUGCAUGCAAAUGAUGUGUCUAGUGAAACUCUUCAGCGUUUAGAUUCAUGUCCAUUUCAUGUUCGAGACAUUGGUUACUGCACCUGACCCAGCUGCAUUCCACUUCCUGGAUGUUUCAGUAUGGACGCUUGUACUGCCAUUUGUCUAAAAACCAUUCCCAGGCAGCCUAAUGAGAGAACAAAUGUCACUUAAAGUGAGGAAGCAAACAUCAUCGCUUGUCUUUAUUUUUCUAUUUUGUAUAUGCCUUAAAAGUACAGCGUGUAAGCUGCUCUACUGUAAAGUAUCUUUAUAUACAUAUGUAUAUCUUCAUUUAUUUUAUUUGGAUUCACACAUUUUCUUGUCUGAGUUGUUCAUCAAUCCUCUGAAUGCAGUUACUAUGCUUUGGAACACAACUAAUUGCCAUUUGUUUGUUCAUUCUUUUAAUAUUGUAUUAAGAAUUUUAUUUGCUAAAAAAUUAGCUAUUGUUGCUUGUACCUUUGUACACAUAUUUAUAUUUAAAUAAAACCAUUUCCGAUAAA
Molecule: messenger RNA, 4676 nt
Organism: Archocentrus centrarchus (flier cichlid)
Lineage: Eukaryota; Metazoa; Chordata; Actinopteri; Cichliformes; Cichlidae
Gene: kirrel2
Product: kirre like nephrin family adhesion molecule 3, like
Exons: 15
Coding region: 609-2885 (758 amino acids)
Biological process (GO): cell-cell adhesion
Cellular component (GO): cell-cell junction; plasma membrane
Molecular function (GO): cell adhesion molecule binding
Source: RefSeq, a predicted model, not a curated record